Mangifera indica (mango) is the source of this 1212-nucleotide messenger RNA. RefSeq names its product dihydroceramide fatty acyl 2-hydroxylase FAH1-like. Gene Ontology annotation, biological process: fatty acid metabolic process; lipid biosynthetic process. Lineage: Eukaryota; Viridiplantae; Streptophyta; Magnoliopsida; Sapindales; Anacardiaceae. The transcript is spliced from 7 exons. The record is from RefSeq and is a predicted model, not a curated record. The coding region runs from base 257 to 970 and encodes 237 amino acids. Gene Ontology annotation, cellular component: endoplasmic reticulum; membrane. Gene Ontology annotation, molecular function: iron ion binding; fatty acid 2-hydroxylase activity.
UCCCCAAACGUCCUAUGCUCGUUAAAAGUACAAGCACCAAAUCACUUCUUCACUAUUGUAUCUCCAAAACUCUCAUCCUAGGACUUCACUACUUCAAGAGAGAAAAUCCUGUAGCGCAAACUUUCGUCUCUGACACUACCCUUGUCCUUGUCGCGGUGGCUUGACGGCGGUUGCGUCACCUUUAAAGAUAACGAAGCUCUCGUGUUUGGAUUCAGAUCCGACCCGCAUUGUACUCGUUGUAUAGUAAGUUGCCAAGAUGGUUGCCCCGGAAUUCAUUGUCGAUUUAAACAAACCUCUUGUCUUCCAGGUUGGUCAUCUUGGAGAAGCAUAUGAGGAAUGGGUUCACCAGCCAAUUCCUACGAGGGAAGGCCCUCGAUUUUUUGAAAGUGACUUUUGGGAGUUCUUGACUCGCACUGUCUGGUGGGCAAUUCCAGUCAUUUGGCUGCCAGUUGUAUUCUACUGCAUCUCCAUGUCUGUAAGAAUGGGCCAUACAUUUCUAGAGAUAGCAGAAAUGGUGAUUUUUGGCAUUUUUGUUUGGACAUUGAUGGAAUACACUUUGCAUCGUUUCCUUUUCCACAUCAAAACAAAGAGCUAUUGGGGUAAUACUUUUCAUUAUCUUAUUCAUGGUUGCCAUCAUAAGCAUCCUAUGGAUGGCCUAAGGCUUGUUUUCCCCCCUGCUGCAACAGCUGUUUUAUGUGUACCGUUAUGGAAUUUUGUAAAGCUUCUAGCAACUCCAUCAACAACUCCAGCACUAUUUGGAGGCGGUUUACUUGGCUAUGUGAUGUAUGAUUGUACCCAUUACUACCUGCACCAUGGUCAGCCCUCAAGUGGAGUACCUAAACACCUCAAGAAAUAUCACUUGAAUCAUCACUUUAGAAUCCAAGAUAAGGGAUUCGGAAUCACAUCUUCCCUAUGGGAUUGGGUGUUCGGGACACUUCCCCAAAGUAGAUCAGCUGAGAAGAAGAAAUGAAUAAACGAAGAUGGUAUAUAUCAACUGUUCAUUAUUAUUUGCCCAUAACAUGUGUUAAAACAUUCUUUCUUCUGCUAUAAAUUUAUACUAGGGUGGGUAGUCUAAUUGAUUGCUGCCAGGUCAUGGGUGGUGUCAAUAUUGUGUAGUUUUUUUAUCAUCAGAAGUCAUGUAUAAAUGUAACUGCUAUUUCCUUGUUAUACCCUAUUUGUGAAAGAAAAUUUCUUAAAUUUAGUACCCGUUAA